UUGUCAGCCAUUUCCUACACUGAGCCAUUGCCAGCGUCUCUGCACAACACAGGACGCCCCGUCUGGCCUUAGCUUCAUCUACCCGGGCUUGGCAAACAGCAACGGACCCUGCACGUACGGUACCCGGGUGGAUGAGAGACCGUCUAGAGGGUCGGUCAGCACCCACUAGACCUCUGGAAGGCGCUUGGCCCCGCAGCACAGAAGCGGCACAAGUCACAGGCAGACAUGGCUUUGAAGAUUGUCAAAGGGAGCAUCGAUCGGAUGUUCGAUAAAAAUCUACAGGAUUUAGUACGUGGCAUUAGGAACCACAAGGAAGAUGAGGCCAAGUACAUCUCCACAUGCAUCGAUGAGAUCAAACAGGAACUCAAGCAGGACAACAUUGCUGUCAAAGCCAAUGCUGUGUGCAAGCUCACCUACCUUCAGAUGCUGGGCUAUGAUGUCAGCUGGGCCGCUUUCAACAUCGUUGAAGUCAUGAGCUCCUCCAAGUUCACAUUCAAGAGGAUUGGCUACCUGGCGGCCUCGCAGUGCUUUCACGAGAGCACCGAUGUCAUCAUGCUGACAACCAAUCAGAUCCGAAAGGAUCUCAGCAGUCCCAACCAGUAUGACACAGGUGUUGCCCUCACUGGCCUCUCUUGUUUUGUGACCCCUGACUUGGCGCGGGACCUGGCUAACGACAUCAUGACACUGAUGUCCCACACUAAACCCUACAUCAGAAAGAAAGCGGUGUUGAUCAUGUACAAGGUGUUUCUGAAAUACCCAGAGUCCCUGCGACCUGCUUUCCCCAGGCUCAAGGAGAAACUGGAGGACCCAGACCCAGGUGUUCAGUCCGCAGCAGUAAAUGUUAUCUGUGAGCUGGCUCGGAGAAAUCCCAAGAACUACCUGUCUCUGGCCCCACUCUUCUUCAAACUCAUGACUUCCUCUACUAAUAACUGGGUUCUCAUUAAGAUCAUCAAGCUGUUCGGUGCACUCACACCACUGGAGCCAAGGUUGGGGAAGAAGCUGAUCGAACCUCUGACAAACUUAAUCCACAGUACCUCUGCCAUGUCUCUGCUGUAUGAAUGUGUCAACACUGUGAUUGCAGUGUUGAUUUCCUUGUCCUCUGGGAUGCCUAACCACAGUGCUAGUAUCCAGCUCUGUGUGCAGAAACUGCGAAUCCUGAUAGAAGACUCGGACCAGAACUUGAAGUACCUGGGCCUGCUGGCCAUGUCAAAGAUCCUGAAGACCCAUCCCAAGUCAGUGCAGUCUCAUAAGGACCUCAUCCUCCAGUGUCUGGAUGACAAGGAUGAGUCCAUUCGCCUGAGAGCUCUGGACCUGCUCUAUGGCAUGGUAUCCAAGAAGAACUUGAUGGAGAUUGUAAAGAAGCUGAUGCUGCAUGUGGACAAAGCAGAAGGAACCACCUACAGAGAUGAACUGCUCACUAAGAUCAUCGACAUCUGCAGCCAGAGCAACUACCAGUACAUUACCAACUUUGAAUGGUACAUCAGUAUCCUGGUGGAGCUGACCCGAUUAGAGGGCACACGGCAUGGCCACCUCAUUGCCUCUCAGAUGCUGGAUGUGGCUAUUCGGGUCAAAGCCAUCCGGGUCUUUGCUGUUGCCCAGAUGGCCACUCUGCUGGACAACGCCCACCUGUUGACCGGCAACGUGCAGCGAAAGGGCAUCUGUGAAGUGUUGUACGCCGCCGCCUGGAUCUGCGGUGAAUUCUCAGAACACUUGGACAACCCGACGCAGACGCUAGAGGCUAUGCUGCGGCCUAAGGUGGCCACCCUACCGGGCCACAUCCAGGCAGUGUAUGUGCAAAACGCAGCAAAGCUGUUUGCCACCGUGCUGAAGAGCCAGGAGGGGAACACGGACAGCACUGCAGCGCAGGAAACCAUCCAGCUGAUGAUAGACAGGCUUCCGCUGUUUGUCCAGAGUGCCAACCUGGAGGUCCAGGAGAGGGCAUCUUGUAUCCUGCAGCUGGUCAAGUACAUCCAGAAACUGCAACAGAAGGACGUAGAAAUAGCGGAGGAAGUCAUCGCUCUGUUUGCUGGAGAACUCAACCCUGUUGCCCCCAAGGCACAGAAGAAAGUGCCUGUUCCUGAAGGUCUGGACUUGGAUGCCUGGAUCAACGAGCCUCCAUCUGAAAGCGAGUCUGAGGAUGAGCAGCCCAGGGCUAUUUUUGCCAAGGAGGAGCCCAAACACUCCCGCCCCCGUCACACCGAGGUGGACGAGAAGGAACUGGCGAAGAGGAGAGAAGCCAGAAAGCAGGAGCAAGCCAGCAACCCGUUCUACAUCAAGUCCUCCCCAUCCUCUCAGAAGGUGUACCAGGAGGCCCCUGGAGUGGAGCACAUCCCUGUCGUGCAGAUUGACCUCAGUGUGCCUCUUAAAGUCCCAGUCUUCGGUCCCACAGGUCUGCCUAUGUCUGACCAGUACGUGAAACUGGAGGAGGAGCGUCGGCAGAAAGACAGAGCAGAAAAGAAGAAGAAGGAGAAGAAGAAGAGGAAAGAAAAGCGCAGCGGGCGAGGGAAGAGACAUGAUUCAGGCCCAGAGAGUGAGGAGGACAUCACGCCUGCACACAUGGUCGACAUUGUUACCGAGGAGAUGCCAGAGAAUGCCUUACCCAGUGAUGAUGAUGACAAAGAUCCCAAUGACCCUCAUAAAGCCCUGGACAUCGACCUGGACAACUUGAUGGAGAUGGCUGGGCGCAGGCCACUUGCCGACAGCGAGAAGCUGCCAGUCAGGUCACACCGUGCAACAGAGGUUCUCAAAAGCCCAGCUCAAGAUGGAGACGCAGAGAGCGCCGCUUCACAGGAGCCCAAGAAGAAGAGCAGCAAAGAAAAGAGAGAGAAGAAGAAGGAUAAAGACAGGGACAGGAAGAAGAGCAAAGAAGACAAGAAGAAGAAGAAGAAACACAAACAUGAAGAAAAGGGGGAGGAUCUUCUUGGAGGUCAGGCAGACGAGCCUGUGGUCCAAUCAGAAGAAACCAGUGAGGUGGCUGCACCGCCCACCUCUACCACUGCUGAGGUUUCGGAUCUGGAUUUCUGGCUCUCAAACGCUCCAGUGCCCUCUAACACCCAGGAAGCAGCAACAGUAGUAGCAGCAGCAGAAGCAGCCCCCGUGCCUGAGGUUGCCUCUGGCACGGUGCCAGACUCCGAGCCUGAUGAGCCCAAAGACACCGAGACGGAGGAGACUAAGUCUUCCAAACACAAGAAGAAGAAGCCAAAAAAGGAGAAGGAAGAGAAGGAGAAGAAAAAGAAGAAGAAGCAUCAUCACCAUCAUCACCACAGUGACGGAGGUGGAGAGGAGUCUGUGCAGAAUGGCACUGUGGAGGAGGAAGAGCCUCUGCCGCCCAUGUCCAAUUACUGCCUGCUGGCGGAGAACUCCUACAUCAAGAUGAUGAUGGAGGAUGCUGAUCAGGUUAACGACAUCCAGGGGAACCUGCAGGAUGGCAGUCAGGUGGUGGUGUCUGUUAUAUUUGAGAACAAGUGUGACAGCUUCCUCAAAUCCAUGGAGUUCAACGUCCUGGACUCUCUCAACUCCAAACUGCAGAGGCCAGAGGGGUCGGGUCCACAUGACGGCCUCACUGUCCCCUUCCAACUUCCACCUGGGGUGUCCAAUGAGGCGCGAUUUGUUUUCACCAUGCAGAGCAUCAUAAUGCCACAGAAACUGAAGGGAACCCUCACCUUCAUAGUAAAGAAUGAGGACUCCUCCACUCAUGAGAAACUGGACUUCAAACUGCACUUUACCUGCACCUCCUACCUAAUCACUACUCCCUGCUACAGUGAUGCGUUUGCAAAGCUGCUUGAGUCGGGCGACCUGAAGUGCAGCUCUGUCAAACUGGAGGGAGUCGUCAUGCCCUUCCACCACCUACUGGCCAGGAUCUGCUUCCGCCACCAUUUCUCUGUUGUGGAGAGGAUCGACUCCUGUGCCUCAAUGUACAGCAGGUCUAUCCAGGAUCACCAUGUCUGUCUGCUGGUCAAAACUUCCGGUCAGACAGUGUCCAUUGACGCUAAAUGUGACGAGCCGACCCUGCUUGGGAAUGUGCUGGAUGAGAUCAAGCAGACCUUCUCUCAGUGCUGAUUGUGUCCGACAGCCCCAGGGUGCCCCUGCCCCCUUCAUGCCACCCCCCUCCCUCGCUGAAACACAACAUAAUCAUGUUACGAAAACACUGCGGCUGGCACCUCCAGUAUCGCCCUAUUUAUUAGUCCUCAGAUUCUCAAGAUUUCAAUCCCCUUACCUUCUUCUUCAGUGUCCCACACUUUGUUCCGCUGCACUCUGAACUCUGUGAUCACUCCCUGACACUUGGUGUUGUUUUACAGACUCACUGUGUGUACAUGUGCCGUCUUCUCUUUUCCAUGCACUUUCAUCUUUACUUCCUGGUUUUCAAACCCCCAACAGCCACCCUGUUCCUCCCUGACUCUGACUCUAUACUGAGCUCCUGUUUCUGGAUGCCCUGCAUCCUCUGCUCUUUCCUGUGUACCUCUCUCCACCCUCCACUCUGUCGGCAAUUCAGUCUGUGACAGUCAUGUAAUGUAAUGUUGACAACUGAACUUUUGCUGUUGAUGGUUGAAUUGUGAUUUUACUGUUUUGAAGGUUUUGUCUUUGGUUUGUUUUUGUUGUUUUGUCUUCAUUUUUUAUUUUUUUUUCUUCUUUUUUUGUGGUAUGAAACCUCUCUGCGCCUUUUUGUCUCACGCCCUUCUUUCUGCCCACUAAACAUCAGUGUGCGUGCUGCUCAACUUUGUAGGCCUGGAAAAAAACAUGCGACUGACUCUUUCUCAGACUGGUCCUAACUGGAACAAUGGGGACUCUCACUUGCUCACCCACCACUGACCUUGUGCCUGGAGAACACCAGACACUGUGUGAACAGCAGAGAUGAAACCACAUAGAAGGCAUGGGUUUUAAACUUCGUUCAGUACAGUAGAUCGGUGGUUUUGCUCUGUGCCUUAGCUGUGCAGUCUGACCUACUCCAGCGCUUUGUGAGUCUUGUAGAGCCCCACCUCCCUCCCCAGUAUAUCUGCUCCCAGAUCAACUGUGCUAAACUGCAGUUUGACCCCCCCACCCCAAACUCUGUGAUCAAUUGUGCUAAGCUGCAGUUACACCCCCCCCCCCUUUCCAACAUAUCAUUCCUUUCACAAAUCAAAGAUUAAUUUGAAGGCAGAGGAGUAUACAAAUGAUUGAAAACUCCAGAGUAGAAGUGUACAGUGUAAUGUGAGAUUUCUAUUUCACCACAAGACAGGCCACUGCCACCUUUUAUCAGCUUCCUCUUUAACUCACAGAUAUGUUAUAGUUGUAUGGAAGAUGUUAAAUUACUGUAAUACACAGAAGGAUACUGUUAUUUCUAUGAAACCUCUAUGGUGCUGAGGCCCCUCAAUUGUGUCACCAUGUGGUCAAGUUAAUGACAGAAUAAUCUGGCAUUAAGAGAGCUGCCCAUGUUACAUCACUGUCCUAACUCAUUUCUCUGGAAAGUCAAAUAUGACUGGCUAGGGGAUGACAAAGUUACACUAUCAACCCCCAGUCUUUACUUUUAAAAACCUUCAGGUUGCAAGUUGUUGUCUCUGUAAGCAGAGACUGUGAAGUGGUCAGUGGUUUUAGGUUCCCUUUCAAUCAGUGUUCGGCAAUGUUGCUUCCAAUGUAGGGAAGCCGCCACAGUGUCAACAGCAAAGAGCAGUUUUGUCGGUCUUCGUGUGAAAUCAUUUGAGACAUUUACACCUGUGCCACUUUGAUGUUUGCAUCACAGUAGCUGCACCCAGGUUGGCUGACACCCAGUUGGCAUGUACCCAGAUAAACCCCAAUGUUUCUUUUCCUUUUAGUAACUGCCUUGCCACUUUCUUGUACAUUGACAUGUUAUGAUAACAAUGAAUGGACUUUUUUUUUUUUUUUUUUAAAGAAAUUGCUGUCUCUUGGAACUUUCUCAGAGGUACUUGAUGUUUUAGUUUGUCAUUCAUGUCUGAAAUCACUACCUGGUCCAGCACGACUUAACCUUGUAGAAGCAAGAUAAAAACUGACUUGGUAGCGUCUCUAAUCAUAAAUACUGGUAAGGCCCUCAUCAUGUCUGUCUGCUAUUGUAGAUAACGACUAUGGUAAUGGUGUCUGUGACCUGAAGAUCAGGUCAGCCAUUCUACAAGAUCUUCUGUCCAGCAGUAGAGCCUGAAUACAGAAAGGAUCUGCUGUAUUCCAGGAAUGGCGAUAAAAAAUAAGUGUGUCUGUAAUCCCUGUUCCUGAUAUAAGACGAACUGGAAGAAAAAAAAAAAACUCCCCUAAUCAUACAUUGUCCUGAUUCUGAUCAUUUUACUGUGCAUAUUUGAUUAAAAUUUGUAUAUUGCAUGAUUAGGAAUGUACACUUUUUAUUUCCCUUUUAGUUCUGUUCCAUUGACAUGCUUACACAAAGAAAAACUUGUCAUUCCAUUUUGUCCUUUUUCUUUAAAGUUUUUUUUUAUGAAGUUUACUUGAUCAUUCUCUAUUUUUGAUGGUAUUGUGUUUUUAUCUAUUCUAAGUUCAGACAAAUAAAAAAGUGAUAUCAUUGAAUGUUUUAAAUUAUUAAACACAGGGGAAGGGAGGGGGUUAUAUUCAGUGUCAUGACAGUGAGGGCAUGGGGCUCUGAAUAAUAAGUUGAGUAGAACAGAUCACGUGAAGCAGUGUACUGAGAGGCAACCCGCUCUGUCUUAAUUCUCUAUUGGUUCAGUUGUAGUGAGUUAUUUUACCAAGUUUGGCUUGUAACAUUUAAAUAUACUCUCGUAUGACUGACUUUGGAAAGUCCUGUCUUUUUAUUUCUCCAUAUUCCAUUAUCAGGCUGUACAAUGUAAAAUGUUUUAAAGGGUACAACACAAAUGAUCUACAUUCCCUUUAAAGAAAGUCCACCCAGAUUAAAAAUAAAGGCUGUAAGAAGUU
Messenger RNA from Perca flavescens (yellow perch), 6867 nucleotides. RefSeq names its product adaptor related protein complex 3 subunit delta 1 (gene ap3d1). The record is from RefSeq and is a predicted model, not a curated record. NCBI's taxonomy places the organism in Eukaryota, Metazoa, Chordata, Actinopteri, Perciformes, Percidae. The coding region runs from base 226 to 4059 and encodes 1277 amino acids. Gene Ontology annotation, cellular component: presynaptic endosome; AP-3 adaptor complex; membrane coat. The transcript has 35 exons. Gene Ontology annotation, biological process: protein targeting to vacuole; neurotransmitter receptor transport, postsynaptic endosome to lysosome; anterograde synaptic vesicle transport.